Heteronotia binoei (common prickly gecko) is the source of this 1828-nucleotide messenger RNA. RefSeq names its product tubulin beta 6 class V (gene TUBB6). Gene Ontology annotation, biological process: microtubule cytoskeleton organization; mitotic cell cycle. The coding region runs from base 145 to 1485 and encodes 446 amino acids. Gene Ontology annotation, molecular function: structural constituent of cytoskeleton; GTP binding; GTPase activity. The record is from RefSeq and is a predicted model, not a curated record. The transcript has 4 exons. NCBI's taxonomy places the organism in Eukaryota, Metazoa, Chordata, Lepidosauria, Squamata, Gekkonidae. Gene Ontology annotation, cellular component: cytoplasm; microtubule.
GCAGAGUGAGCAGAGCAGGGAGAGUGAAUCACAGCUCAGGAGCCAAUAAAACGUUCAUUGAAGCACAGACGCGGCACACUGCUGAACUCUACAAAGAGGCAGGAAGAGAGACAGACUUGGGCUUGUGCAAGUACCAGUAGCACCAUGAGGGAAAUAGUUCACAUCCAGGCUGGUCAAUGUGGAAACCAAAUUGGAACAAAGUUUUGGGAGGUGAUCAGCGACGAGCACGGCAUUGAUCCCUCGGGCGGCUACGUCGGGGACUCGCCGCUGCAGCUGGAGAGGAUCAACGUCUACUACAAUGAAUCAUCCUCUCAAAAGUAUGUCCCCAGAGCAAUCUUGGUGGAUUUGGAACCAGGAACCAUGGAUAGUGUACGAUCGGGCCCUUUUGGACAACUCUUUAGGCCUGACAAUUUCAUCUUUGGGCAAACUGGUGCUGGAAAUAACUGGGCCAAAGGACACUAUACAGAAGGAGCAGAGCUAGUAGAUUCAGUUCUUGAUAUAGUAAGGAAAGAAUGUGAACACUGUGAUUGCUUGCAAGGAUUUCAGCUCACUCAUUCUCUUGGAGGAGGAACAGGUUCUGGGAUGGGGACUCUGCUGAUCAGCAAAAUCCGAGAGGAAUAUCCUGAUAGGAUAAUGAAUACCUUUAGUGUCAUGCCGUCUCCUAAAGUCUCUGACACUGUGGUGGAACCAUAUAAUGCCACACUUUCAGUCCAUCAACUAGUUGAAAACACAGAUGAAACUUACUGUAUUGAUAACGAGGCACUGUAUGAUAUUUGCUUCCGCACCCUGAAGCUUACAACCCCAACAUACGGAGAUUUGAACCACCUGGUGUCUGCCACAAUGAGUGGGGUAACUACAUCACUACGCUUUCCAGGCCAGCUAAAUGCAGAUCUUCGUAAGCUAGCGGUAAAUAUGGUUCCUUUCCCACGUCUACACUUUUUUAUGCCAGGAUUUGCCCCUUUGACAGCUAGAGGAAGCCAGCAAUACCGAGCCCUCACUGUUCCAGAGCUCACACAACAGAUGUUUGAUGCCAAAAACAUGAUGGCAGCUUGUGAUCCAAGACAUGGACGAUAUCUGACAGUUGCUACAGUCUUCCGAGGCCCUAUGUCCAUGAAAGAGGUUGAUGAGCAGAUGUUGGCCAUACAAAACAAGAAUAGCAGCUACUUUGUGGAAUGGAUCCCAAAUAAUGUAAAAGUGGCAGUUUGUGAUAUAGCACCCCGUGGCCUCAAGAUGGCUUCUACCUUCAUUGGUAACAGCACAGCUAUUCAAGAGCUCUUCAAAAGAAUCUCUGAGCAAUUCUCUGCCAUGUUCCGGAGAAAAGCUUUUCUUCACUGGUUUACAGGAGAAGGAAUGGAUGAGAUGGAAUUUACAGAAGCAGAAAGCAACAUGAAUGACCUGGUGUCAGAAUACCAGCAGUACCAAGAAGCUACUGCAAAUGACGGGGAAGAAACAUUUGAAGAUGAUGAAGAAGAAAUUAAUGAAUAGUCUUUCAUCCAAUCCCAACAUUCCCAAGUCCAGUUCUGCCUUUUUCCAUGACAGUAAAUAUAUAGAGCUUAUCUUAUCUUUCAAAGCUUUAAUACCUUUUCGGCCUCUAUUUAUUGACUUUGGGAUGGAUGUGACUGUUCCUUACUAGAUGGUAACCUAAGAUUCUGCUCUGGUUGAUCCAGUAAUUUAUUCUCUUGGGGAGAGAACUUUGGCUUAUUGUCAAUGCAGAUAUCACUAGAUGUGUUCAAACAAAUAAUUUCACCUGUGUCCGAGGACUGAAUGGACAGCAAAAAUGAAUUAGAAAUAGGGCUAUUGUGGCUUUUCCUCAAACUGUGAACCAGAA